Molecule: messenger RNA, 1607 nt
Organism: Aaosphaeria arxii CBS 175.79
Lineage: Eukaryota; Fungi; Ascomycota; Dothideomycetes; Pleosporales
Product: tubulin-tyrosine ligase
Exons: 1
Coding region: 175-1521 (448 amino acids)
Biological process (GO): protein modification process
Cellular component (GO): P-body
Molecular function (GO): ATP binding
Source: RefSeq, a predicted model, not a curated record
UCAUUGUAGCUUUACGAUUUCUUUACGAAUUGAUGAUUCUCGAAGUCUAAUGACUGGUACUAGCAUUUCCUUGAACGCUCAAGUGAAGUACACAAACCCUGAACCAAGGAGAGAUAUCGUGGACAUCUAAGAACGCCGAUUUCCACCCCUCUACUCAGUCCCCGAAUAAACACCAUGGCCUCCCAAGACGCAGGCAAUGAUAGCAAAAUAUACGCCUUGAUAAACUACGAGGAUCCAUAUGUACAACCCCUCAUAUUGAAGGCCCUGGAGAACCGCCAGACGUCAGAGUCCUUUGAAUUAAUAUCGUCACUUGAAUCGCUUCCAGCUUCAACGUCAAGAGCCCUGCAAUUCCUCCAAUAUGAAUCUCUAGACUUCUCGCAUCUUCUAGAACAUCCAACAACUUCACUAGCCAACGCAUACGUGAUCCGGAAAGCUCUUAUUCGCAAGCACUACCUAUCAACCACGGUGGCUAACUGGAUCACGAAGCAUCCCAAUUCGGCUUUAGCCAAGGGCGUCAAGCCGAGUGUAGAGUUUGAAGUCGAUUAUGCAGCGUUUCUUGACGAUGCCUUGGUAGAAGCCUUCGAAUUGAGGGAGAGUUGGGAGAGGGGCGAGGGGAAGGAAUCAUCUGAGCGAGAGUGGUGGAUUUUGAAGCCUGGGAUGAGCGAGAGAGGGCAAGGGAUCAGGUUGUUUUCGUCCGAGGAAGAGCUUACUGAAAUAUUUGAGGAGUGGGAUCCAGAGUCGGAUGACGAGGAGGAGGACGAUGCAGAUGCGAGGAGUGACCAGGACGGAAGGGAUGAGGGAGAGGCGACUGGAAACGGGAUUAUUACUUCGCAACUUCGACAUUUCAUCGCUCAGCCGUACAUCCAUCCUCCACUGCUGCUAUCUCCUACGAACCAACCGGAAGAUGGAAGUGUUCGAAAGUUUCAUAUACGAACGUAUGUGGUUGCUGUGGGUGCACUGAAAGUCUACGUUUAUAAACCGAUGCUCGCGCUCUUCGCAGCUCGACCCUACACGGCACCUUGGGAAUCCCCCAAUGACGAUGAAAGCUUGCGAGCGCACUUGACAAAUACCUGCUUGCAAGAUAGCUCCGAACGCGACGGGUCUGUCGCCGCUUUCUGGUCAUUGUCAGAUCAUUUACCAAAUGAUGUAAAGGUCGAAUCGACGACUCCAUGGAAGGACAAGGUUUUCGAGCAGGUCUGCAAACUCACAGGAGAAAUUUUUGAGGCUGCUGCUCGCUCGAUGAGCAUACAUUUCCAACCUCUCCCCAACAGCUUUGAAAUAUUCGGCCUCGACUUCAUGAUCGGCAUUGAAUCCGACGCAUCUCUACAAACUUAUCUUUUAGAGGUCAAUGCAUUCCCGGAUUUUAGGCAGACCGGACAGGAACUCAAGGGCCUAGUUGAGGGAUUGUUCGAGGGAGUGGUUGAUGUUGGCAUAGCGCCAUUCUUUGACUUCAAGGACACAACAGACGGACGGGUGGAUAACAUGAGGAAAGUACUUGAUGUAGACUUAGGUCGACGAUAGCCACACCCUCUUGGAAGUUAUGGUGUCUAUAAUGAUAUCGGUAAUGAGGUCGUCGCGUUGACGUUGAUAUAAAGUACUGAGUCCCC